Messenger RNA from Acanthoscelides obtectus, 714 nucleotides. The record is from the annotation of a GenBank genome assembly. Lineage: Eukaryota; Metazoa; Arthropoda; Insecta; Coleoptera; Chrysomelidae.
UAAAUCAAGAAGUUUGAUAUCAUAUAACAUAUUGUUUUGAUUGCCAAUUGAUUAAGAUUUUUAGUGGAACGUCUAAAAUGCCCAAUUUUGAUGGCUCACAGCUCCACCAUUUUUUAAGGUAUUUAGAUGAAUUUUAGUUCACAAAAUUUUAUUAUUAUUAAUUUUUAAUGAACUGCGGAAAGUGCUGAAAUUUUGUUCUAUUUAUACAGGUUAUCUCAGAGCGCAAAAGUAACUGUAUAUUUCUACAUCAUUAAAUAGCUUUUCUUGAGAACUUUUUUUUAAACGAGGUUUAUAUCACUUUUUUCGAGUUAUCCCAUAAAUCCAAGAAAAAAUAUAUUCCACAUUUAGACUUAAAAUCAGAUCUUCUACGAAAACAAUGAAUUCUUUUUGAACAACAAAACUCAUUGUAAAGCACUCACUCGGAGGGUUUAUAACAGAAAAUGUAGGGUACAAUACUUUGUAUAUACGUGAACAACAAUGUCUGUCUCUCGUGGCACCAUCAUCCCCUCUUCUUCUUGCGUCACCGGUUGGUAACAAAAAAACCUGUAGAUUUUUCGCCCGGUCGGUAACGUAGGGUAACCGCCUGGCCAGUAGCAAACGGUUGAUGCGUUGAAGCGCCGCUCACUAGAUGGCGCGAGAAGUACGGUGGGUGAGCUUAACACUCAUUUUACCCCGAGACAGUCAUUCAUUCUGAAAAUAAUACCUUCCAUGUAG